This is a messenger RNA of Chlorocebus sabaeus (green monkey), 576 nucleotides long. RefSeq names its product small ribosomal subunit protein eS10-like. NCBI's taxonomy places the organism in Eukaryota, Metazoa, Chordata, Mammalia, Primates, Cercopithecidae. Gene Ontology annotation, molecular function: RNA binding; structural constituent of ribosome. Gene Ontology annotation, cellular component: cytosolic small ribosomal subunit. The record is from RefSeq and is a predicted model, not a curated record.
CAGCCCCAGCUCCGGACCCUGCAGCCGCCAAGAUGUUGAUGCCUACGAAGAACCAGAUUGCCAUUUAUGAACUCCUUUUUAAGGAGGGAGUCAUGGUGGCCAAGAAGGAUGUCCACAUGCCUAAGCACCCGGAGCUGGCAGACAAGAAUGUGCCCAACCUUCAUGUCAUGAAGGCCAUGCAGUCUCUCAAGUCCCGGGGCUACGUGAAGGAACAGUUUGCCUGGAGACAUUUCUACUGGUACCUUACCAAUGAGGGUAUCCAGUAUCUCCGUGAUUACCUUCAUCUGCCCCCAGAGAUUGUGCCUGCCACCCUACGCCGUAGCCGUCCAGAGACUGGCAGGCCUAGGCCUAAAGGUCUGGAGGGUGAGCGACCUGCGAGACUCACAAGAGGGGAAGCUGACAGAGAUACCUACAGACGGAGUGCUGUGCCAUCUGGUGCCGACAAGAAAGCCAAGGCUGGGGCUGGGUCAGCAACCGAAUUCCAGUUUAGAGGCGGAUUCAGUCGUGGACGUGGUCAGUCACCUCAGUAAAAUUGGAGAAGAUUCUUUUGCAUUGAAUAAACUUACAGCCAAAAAA